This is a messenger RNA of Phaeoacremonium minimum UCRPA7, 585 nucleotides long. RefSeq names its product putative peptidylprolyl isomerase protein. Gene Ontology annotation, biological process: protein peptidyl-prolyl isomerization. The record is from RefSeq and is a predicted model, not a curated record. Lineage: Eukaryota; Fungi; Ascomycota; Sordariomycetes; Togniniales; Togniniaceae. The transcript is spliced from 5 exons. The coding region runs from base 1 to 585 and encodes 194 amino acids. Gene Ontology annotation, molecular function: peptidyl-prolyl cis-trans isomerase activity.
AUGACCCGACUCUUCUUGACCCUCUCGCUCCUGGCCUCCGCCGCCAUUGGAGCCCUCGCUGCCGAUUCCGACCUGGGCAUCGAAGUGACCCUCCCCGUCGAAUGUGACCGCAAGACCCAGAGCGGCGACAAGAUCUUCGUCCACUACCGUGGCACCCUGACGGACGGCAAGAAGUUCGAUGCCAGCUACGACCGUGGUACACCCUUCAGCUUCAAGCUAGGAGGCGGCCAGGUGAUCAAAGGAUGGGAUCAAGGCUUGCUUGACAUGUGUAUCGGAGAGAAGAGGACUCUCACUGUGCCCCCUAAUCUAGGCUAUGGAAAUCGUGGCAUGGGUCCCAUCCCUGCCGGCUCUACUCUGAUAUUCGAGACAGAGCUGAUGGGUAUCGAUGGUGUGCCCAAGCCCGAGAAGAUCGUGACCAAGGAGACGACAGCCGCCGACAGCCCCAGCUCCACCAUCAGUGCUGCCGCUGAGGAAGCCUCGGCGAAGAUUGCCGAGAAGAUCGCGAGCAAGGUGGGCGAGGCGGCCGAUGUGGUCAAGACCCUCAUCCAGGACACUGAUGACGUGCAGGAGCAUAACGAGCUCUGA